This is a messenger RNA of Lathyrus oleraceus (garden pea), 1434 nucleotides long. RefSeq lists its product as uncharacterized. The transcript has 2 exons. The record is from RefSeq and is a predicted model, not a curated record. The coding region runs from base 282 to 941 and encodes 219 amino acids. Lineage: Eukaryota; Viridiplantae; Streptophyta; Magnoliopsida; Fabales; Fabaceae.
CACCCUCCGGCUAAGCUUCCUAUGGAUGAGUUCUUAAAUUGGACCAAUAGUAACAAUCUGAUUCACCUUCCCAUUAUCGGGGCUUUCUUCACUUGGAGUAAUGGUAGAAGAGGCAAUAUUUGACUAAAAAAAGACUUGAUAGGUGAAUUUGUAAACAGGCUUGAAUUUCCACUUGCACUACUGUUUCUUAUUUCACCCUUCCUAGGAGAAAAUAUGACCACUUCCCUCUGGUUCUGAACUUCAAAGCUAAUGAGAUUGGUCAUGCUUCCUCCUUUAAAUUCAUGCAGACGUGGAACCUUAAUCCUAACUGCAAAUCCAUUGUUAAAAAAAUUUGGAACUACACCAUUCAUGGUGAUCCUAUGUUUGUCUUGAACCACAAGCUUAAAGACAUCAAGCAAGAGUUGGAUACUUGGAAUACACAAACUUUUGGCACUAUUCAUAACAGAGUUAUUGAGGCAACCUUGAAGAUUAACAACAUACAACUGUCAAAUGAUAACAAUGGUCCCUCUGAUACUCUUUUGGAGCAAGAAAAGGCGGCUAAGAUUGAACCGGAUUAUUCCCUCCAGAUAGAAGAUGUUUUUUGGAGAGAGAAAGCUAGAGCUAAGUGGAAUUGUGAAGGAGACAAAAACACUGCUUACUUCCAUAGACUGACUAAAAUCAAGCAGGCUACUAAGAAGAUCUCUAUGCUCAAUAUUGAGAAUAACCACAUUAUUGAAGACACUAUCCCUUGCUUGAUUUCUGAUCAAAUAAAUGAUGUUCUAUCCAUGAUUCCCACCCCUGAAGAAAUCGUUUAUGCAGUGUUUGCUAUGAAUAAAAAUGGUGCCCUAGGAUCUGAUGGAAAUGGUGAAUCUUUCUUUCAAUCUCAUUGGAAUACUGUGAAAUUUGAUGUUAUAGCUGCUACUUCUCAAUUUUUUUCUCAAAACUGGAUCUCCCCCAACUAGAAUGCUAGUACAAUUUCCCUUAUUCCCAAGGGACCAUGCUGACACAAUUUCUAAAUACAUACCAAUUGCUAUGGGAAAUUUCAAAUAAAGAAUUAUCUCUAAAUUUCUGGCUGAUAUAUUAGCUGUUAUUCUUCCCAAUAUUAUUUCAAAAGAGCAAAGGGGUUUUAUUAAAAGGCUUAGAACUUGGAAGAAGGGUUGCUUGAUAAAUUAUCACAUCUCCUCCUCCAUUUAGAGUGGCAUAAGACCCAAGUUCCAAAUAGUGCAGGAUAAAUCCAGUUGGAAUAUUAGAAAUGGAGACAAGGUGAACUUCUGGAAAGAUAAUUGGUGUGGCAUUUUUAUCGGUCACCGCCUCAAUAUUGGUGAUGAUAGACUUGUUGAGCUAAAUCACACUGUCAAAGAUUUAAUUGUGGAGCAUAGUUGGAAUAUUCCUUCAAUCAUUCAACAAGAUCUUGGGUUAACUUGUAAUCACUUUACCUGGUGGAAUGAGGUUUCA